Molecule: messenger RNA, 772 nt
Organism: Heteronotia binoei (common prickly gecko)
Lineage: Eukaryota; Metazoa; Chordata; Lepidosauria; Squamata; Gekkonidae
Gene: SOCS1
Product: suppressor of cytokine signaling 1
Exons: 1
Coding region: 97-699 (200 amino acids)
Biological process (GO): phosphatidylinositol phosphate biosynthetic process; intracellular signal transduction
Cellular component (GO): phosphatidylinositol 3-kinase complex
Molecular function (GO): 1-phosphatidylinositol-3-kinase regulator activity
Source: RefSeq, a predicted model, not a curated record
CUCCCCUGUCUUGGCUUUCAGGAGCUCUCCGAGCCAGCUGCCUUUCCGUGGAACCCGACGCGAUGGACGACCGCCCAGGCUGGUCUACGAUAUAGAAUGGUAGCACACAGCAGUGUGACGCCCGAGAAUGCCAGAGCAUCAGAGCUGCGGCGGCAUCUGGAGCCACCUGCACGGGACCCUUCCUGGCCCCGAAUCCCCCGCAGCCUGGCCAGCCCCGACACCCACUUCCACGCCUUCCGCUCCCAGGCGGACUUCGGCAUCAUCGUCCGGGCCAGCGCCAUGCUGGAGGCGUGUGGCUUCUACUGGGGGCCGUUGUCCGUCAGCACCGCCCACGAAAAGCUCCGGAGAGAGCCGGUGGGCACUUUCCUCCUUCGAGACAGCCGGCAGAAGAACUGCUUCUUCACCAUCAGUGUUAAGAUGGCCUCCGGGCCCACCAGCAUCCGCGUCAUCUUCCAGGCGGGCCGCUUUAGCCUGGACGGCAGCAAAGAUGAUUUUGACUGUCUCUUCAAGCUGCUGGAACAUUACGUGACCUCGACCCGCAAAGUCCUGGUCACCCCCUUGCGCAAAGUCCGCAUGCGCUCCUUGCAGGAACUGUGCCGCAAAAGCAUCAUGACCGCACUCGGCACUGAGAAUCUAAGCCGGGUCCCCCUCAACCCGGUUUUAAAAGAUUACUUGGCCUCUUUUCCAUUUAAGUUAUGAAAAGUCUGCAUUAAACCUCCAUGAAUGAGUGAUAGGGGUCAGCGGAACUUUCAGCCUCCAGAGCUUGGGGGUU